UGUAAUCAUGGGACUUUGUCGAUAAAGAAGGAGUGAGUGUAAAUCAAUGACUUAUAAUUUGAUCAGGAAAAACUAUUUUGUUGAGAACUCGGUUUGUCAGAAUUACUAUUCUUAUUUAAGAUGUCUUAAAUAAGGUUAUGCAAGCAUUAGUUAACUUAUGUUUGAAAUGUUGGCAUGUAGUAGCUUAACAUAUUUCACGUCUUGAACAUUGUACAAGUUGUUUUAGGCUGUGCCUAUAGAUGUAUAAACAAGGCUGGGUUGCCCUAGUAAUAGGUUUUGCUUCACCUUCCUUUUACGUGAGUUGUAAUUCAAUCAUCUCCAUUGGUAUUUUCGAGGAUCGUAACCAUACUUCAUCUACAAGUCUUCAUAUUAUUGCUUAUGAAAGUGAUGCUUUUUGGCAGCAGCAAUUACCAUUUUUAGCUUGGCAUGUACGUCUUUUACCUUUUUCUCGACUAUCUCCAGGCUACUCAGGAGUAAUCUAUUAAGCUCUCUGGAUUCUAGUUCAGUAACGCAUAUUUUAGACAACUGUUUUAUGAGCAAAUGCCAACCACUAUAUUUCAGCUUUCAUAUUAUUAGUUCGAAAAUCUGCGCGAUAGAAGAUCAUUUCUUUGCUGAUAGUUAGAUUUAGUUUAAGCGUAGUCUGCACUGAGGUUGUAACUGUUGACGAGCCUAACGCGCUGAAAGCAAUAUUUGAUUCUAAAAUUCCAAUAGUAUUUCUCUCCUUUCUUCAACGAAAUAAAGAAAUCUGUUGGUGCUCAAUCACGCAUAAAUGAAGUAGAGAAAACUUUAAUUAAAGUAUACACUGCAAUAUCAAAGGGCUGAAGAGUUCAUCAUCAAUUUGCCCGUGCAAAGAAUGAUAACAGGAAAAACUUUAUUAUGUUGUUGAUAAAAUUGGAU
Messenger RNA from Mycotypha africana, 897 nucleotides. RefSeq lists its product as uncharacterized. NCBI's taxonomy places the organism in Eukaryota, Fungi, Mucoromycota, Mucoromycetes, Mucorales, Mycotyphaceae. The transcript is spliced from 2 exons. The coding region runs from base 240 to 485 and encodes 81 amino acids. The record is from RefSeq and is a predicted model, not a curated record.